Messenger RNA from Triticum dicoccoides, 1242 nucleotides. Its product is annotated as ervatamin-B-like. The transcript is spliced from 2 exons. The record is from RefSeq and is a predicted model, not a curated record. Gene Ontology annotation, molecular function: cysteine-type peptidase activity. Bases 1 to 1242 code for a protein of 413 amino acids. Lineage: Eukaryota; Viridiplantae; Streptophyta; Magnoliopsida; Poales; Poaceae. Gene Ontology annotation, biological process: proteolysis.
AUGGCGCCGACUCGCAGCUCACUGCCUGCGCUUCUGCUCCUGCUCGUGGCCGCCACUGCCUUUGUCAGCGCUGCUCCGGAGGGGGAGGAAGCGCUGGCUGCCCGGCACGAGCGGUGGAUGGCCAAGCACGGGCGCUUGUACACGGACGCUGCCGAGAAAUUACGCAGGCAGGAGGUGUUCGCGGCCAACGUGCGGCACAUAGACGCUGUAAACCGGGCGGGCAAGCGGACCUACAUGCUUGGGCUCAAUCAGUUCUCCGACCUCACCAAUGAAGAGUUCGCGGAGAAGCACCUCGGGUACCGUCACCAGCUCCGUCCCGAGGACAGCACUCCGGUGAACAUGUCCAAGGCUCAGGUCCAGCCCAUGCCGGACAGCGUGGACUGGAGGGCCAAGGGUGCCGUCACCCCAGUCAAGAACCAAGGUUCGUGCGGGAGUUGCUGGGCGUUCGUGGCGGUGGCGGCGACUGAAGGGCUCGUAAAGAUCGCCACCGGCAACCUCAUCUCCAUGUCAGAGCAGCAGGUGCUGGACUGCACCGGCGGCGCCAACACCUGCACCACCGGCGACGUCAACGCCGCGCUAAACUACAUCACUGCGAGCGGUGGCCUGCAGGUGGAGAGAAACUACGCGUAUACCGGCCAGCAGGGCGCUUGCCGCAGCAGCCGCGUCGGGCCAAAUUCGGCCGCCUCCGUCGGUGCCCCCCGGUUUGCGAUCCUGCACGGCGAUGAGGGCGCGUUGCAGGAGCUCGUGGCCAGCCAGCCGGUGGCCGUGGGCGUGGAGACUGAGAGUGACUUCCAGCACUAUAUGAGCGGCGUCUACACCGGCAGCUCGUCGUGCGGGCAGAACCUGAACCACGCCGUGACGGUGGUGGGCUACGGGACGGACGCCGGGGGGCAAGAGUACUGGGACGUGAAGAACCAGUGGGGGACGGCGUGGGGCGAGGGGGGCUACAUGCGCCUCGCGCGCGGGAGCGGCACCAACUGCGGCGUGGCUACCCACGCCUACUACCCGACCUACAACUUUUCUAGUAGAGGAGGUAUGUACCGUGAUGCUCUCCAACCGCCACCGGUAAAAACAGAAUCUGAGAAGGGUUUUCUGUUUCUCAAUACGAAAACUUAUACACACAUAAAUACCUUUUCAUGGCCGAUCGAGGUCGUGGAGAUCUCUGCCAUGGUAACGAAUUCGGCUGCCAUACCAGUGAUUUCUGGCCCUCCACUCUUCUUUACUGCUGACGAUAUUGUUUAG